Messenger RNA from Megalobrama amblycephala (Wuchang bream), 1185 nucleotides. It is a transcript of the gene polr3h, whose product is annotated as polymerase (RNA) III (DNA directed) polypeptide H. Bases 204 to 854 code for a protein of 216 amino acids. The record is from RefSeq and is a predicted model, not a curated record. The transcript has 7 exons. Gene Ontology annotation, cellular component: RNA polymerase III complex. Lineage: Eukaryota; Metazoa; Chordata; Actinopteri; Cypriniformes; Xenocyprididae. Gene Ontology annotation, molecular function: DNA-directed RNA polymerase activity; DNA binding. Gene Ontology annotation, biological process: transcription initiation at RNA polymerase III promoter; DNA-templated transcription.
CGCUGUCGUGAUUCAGCACAUGUGUAGCUGUUAUCAUGCUGUGCGCUAAAAUCAUGAGUGUUUAUACAUUAUUAAAGGUGUAAAUGUGUAAACCGGAGCAGCUGGAUAACAUCUGUCUGCACACACUCGGGCUGCCGAAUCUUCAGGAGGACUGAGCAGCUCCUCGCGGGUCGUUCAGUCCGGGUUUAGAGUUCAGGUCGAGGAUGUUCGUGCUGGUGGAGAUGGUGGACACGGUCCGGAUUCCUCCGUGGAGUUUCCACCGGCAGCUGAACGACGCGAUCGCCGAAGAGCUCAACAAGAAACUCGCCAACAAGGUGGUGUAUAACGUGGGUUUGUGCAUCUGUCUGUAUGACAUCACUAAACUGGAGGAUUCCUACAUCUUUCCUGGAGACGGAGCGUCUCACACUAAAGUUCAUUUUCGAUACGUGGUUUUCCACCCGUUCCUGGAUGCCAUUCUGGUGGGAAAGAUCAAAGGCUGUAGUGCAGAGGGUGUUCAUGUGAGCCUCGGAUUCUUUGAUGACAUCAUAAUCCCGCCAGAGUCUCUACAGCAACCGGCUAAAUUCGAUGAGGCGGAGCAGGUGUGGGUGUGGGAGUAUGAAACGGACGAGGGCACUCAUGACCUCUACAUGGACCAGGGCGAAGAGAUCCGCUUCCGGGUUGUGGACGAGGUCUUCAUCGACACGUCGCCCACCGGUCCCAGCACAGAGAAAGAAGCCCCGAGUGCAGCCGGCACAACCAGCGCAGCGCCACCUGCAGGCCCGGAGGAUGCCGCACUGCAGAAAGAGGCUCCCUACACACUCAUAGGAUCCGUUAGUGAACCAGGUCUGGGUCUUUUGUCCUGGUGGAACAAUUAACGGUCUCUUCUUCGAUAUAAACUGUGAAACAUCGGCCGCAGCUUUUCACAAGACUCAUUAGCUACUCCUUCACGAUGAACUGAAACUCUGUGGACCAAUCAGUGAGCAGAUGGUGCUGGCCAACAAAGGGAGUCAUUUGUAAUGAUUUAAAAUAGAAUAUUGGGUUGUAAUUCUGCUGUUGUUUGGAGGAUUGUGAUAUUUUGAGUCAGAGUUUACUUUAUAUAUAAAUAUAGAUGAAGUUUUACAAGACACAAUGUUUCUUUUUGGGUCUGAAUGGAAGGUUGUUUUUUUUACUACAUUAAAAUAAAAUAAAUAAAUAUUUGGAAAAUUG